AUGAGUCCAGAAUUCGACCCGUUCACUCAAAACAUCACCUUCCACGCUGCGGACGGCGCUCCCUUCAAUGUCCCCGUGGAAGCUGUGGACCAGUUCAUCCAGUAUUGCAUCCGCAUCUGCAUCAAUUAUGGUGCCCAGCUUGGAGCCAGUAUUGUCCUACUGGUGAUACUCCUGCUCCUCACGCGGCCCGAGAAGCGUCGCUCCAGUGUCUACCUCCUCAACUGCUCAGCCCUGCUUCUCAACAUCGGGUUGCUUCUCUGCCAGGCCCUGUACUUCAGCUCCCCGUUUGUGCACGUCUACGCCUACUUUGGCAGCGAUUAUUCUCGCGUGCCUCAAUCCACAUACGCCAAUUCGGUUCUCGGAGUCGUGCUGGCCACCCUCCUUCUCAUCAGCAUCGAAAUAUCGCUCGUCCUGCAGGUCCAAGUCGUCUGCGCCAACCUCCGCCGCCGCUACCGGCGCCUCCUGCUCGGUGUGUCCAUAGUCGUGGCUCUGGUCCCCACUGGAUUUCGCCUCGGCUUGAUGGUCGAGAACUGCAAAACCAUUAUCCAGGCCGUGACUAGCGCGCCCCUGAUCUGGAUUCAAAGCGCCGCCAACAUCACUCUGACCAUCAGCAUCUGCUUCUUCUGUACCGUCUUCGUUGCCAAACUCGGCUAUGCCAUCCGCCAGCGCAGACGCUUGGGGGUCGCCGACUUUGGCCCAAUGAAAGUGAUCUUCGUGAUGGGCUGCCAAACGCUCGUUGUUCCCGCCCUCUUCUCCAUUCUCCACUACGCAGUCAACGUCCCCGAACUCUCCUCCAACGUCCUCACUCUGGUAACCAUCUCCCUGCCCCUCUCCUCCAUCUGGGCCGGCGUCGCCCUCGACCACCGCCCCGGCAACAGCAACACCAAUAGCAACAACCUGGCCAGCUCGACCUCCUCUCGCCGCAAUCUGUGGCAGGUCCUCUCGUUCUCCUACUUUGGCGACGAGAAACACCCCUCCCAUUCGGCCUGCACCACCUCAACUUCCACGUCCACCUCCCUCCCAAGAGGCAACAAACCCAGCACCGGCACCGGGACCACCUGCUACGCCGAUCCAAACCAAAACCGUCAGCAACAGCACCAGCAGGAUCUAGAAAUGGGAUAUGGAAUUGCGGUGGAGCACGAUAUCUCCGUGCGGAGCGUCAAGCGGGAGAAGGACGUGCUGUAA
This is a messenger RNA of Aspergillus japonicus CBS 114.51, 1185 nucleotides long. RefSeq names its product alpha-factor pheromone receptor STE2 (gene preB). The record is from RefSeq and is a predicted model, not a curated record. The transcript is spliced from 2 exons. Gene Ontology annotation, cellular component: G protein-coupled receptor homodimeric complex; membrane. Gene Ontology annotation, biological process: G protein-coupled receptor signaling pathway. Lineage: Eukaryota; Fungi; Ascomycota; Eurotiomycetes; Eurotiales; Aspergillaceae. Bases 1 to 1185 code for a protein of 394 amino acids. Gene Ontology annotation, molecular function: mating-type factor pheromone receptor activity; pheromone binding.